AUGGACGGAUCUGGACUCGAGACCGAGCCGGAGGCAAUUGGGAUUGUGGAGCCGGUUCUGGAGAGUGUGAAGGAGGCGGCGGUGUCUGGAGAUGUGUCGAUAGAGCACAUCCCUCGUCACUUGCUCGUCGGCGCAGAUGCGGUCAACGCGCUUCGUCCGGAUAGCGACUUUGUGCGGUAUUCGUGGGAUAGACUGAAGGAGAUAAUCGGAUCGAAUCAGCUGUCACUGCUCGGUCGCGUGCCGUCUGAUCUACGAAAAUACAUUCUAUGGAAAGCGCAGACGAUUGAAAAGUACGGCAAAGUGUCGAAUUUCAUUCUACAGGAGCGGCUGCAUUGGGGACCAGGCGAGGAGCUUGCGGCGCCGAGUGGCAGCUCUCUGUUUGAGUGUCGGUCUGACUACAAGAUUCUGAUGAAUGAUUUCCCUUACGGCUUCGAAAAGGGCAUCGUGCACGUCGUGGUGUGGACCAAACUCGCGAUCCCGAAACUCGACACAGCGGUAGCAGACCUCACGCCCGCGGCACGAGCUGCAAUCGAGGAGUUUGUAGACAAGACGUUCCGGCUGCCGCUGGAGAUGCAGGUUGAGGAUAUUCUGUGGUUUAAGAAUUGGGCUGCGCUGAUGAGCGUUAGGGAUAUCGAUCAUUUCCACGUGUUGCUGAACAGGCCGCCGGUGGAUGAGCGGUUGGUGGAUAUUUUGGGCGAGGACGUGGAUGUGAAGAGGAAGUGGGCGGCGAUUGAUCCGAGGGUGGAGUUAUGA
Myxozyma melibiosi is the source of this 753-nucleotide messenger RNA. RefSeq lists its product as uncharacterized. Gene Ontology annotation, cellular component: cytoplasm. The transcript is spliced from 3 exons. The coding region runs from base 1 to 753 and encodes 250 amino acids. Gene Ontology annotation, biological process: N-acetylglucosamine metabolic process. The record is from RefSeq and is a predicted model, not a curated record. Lineage: Eukaryota; Fungi; Ascomycota; Lipomycetes; Lipomycetales; Lipomycetaceae.